AUGACCGGGCAUGCAGGACACGGGGACUCCCAGGGACACCAGGACCCCCGCGGUCCCCACCGCUACCACCUCCUGCUCUCCCGCGCCGAGGAAUUCCAGCGGCAGCUCCAGGUGGUUCAGGCGGAGCUGAAGCUCUUCAAGCGGUCGCCGCCGUCCCCCGAGAUGUCCCCGCGCGGCGCCUCGGAGCCCCCCCGGGUCACCAUCUACGCCCUGCAGGGGGACCAAGAGACCCCCCAGCUCGUGCAGAGCCGAGAGCUGGACCCCGAUUCCCGGAGCCUGGAUGUGACAGCAGCCAUCCGACCCUGGGUGGCCGGUCCCGAGGCCACGCUGCGCCUGCAGCUGGACUUCACAGCCAACGUCUCGGCCGCACUGGCCACUUCAGAGGGGGAGACGCUGGUGCUGGAGGUGGAAACCCAGGAGAACACGGCUCGGGGGGCCAGGAGAGCCCGGGGGCUGGAGGAGGAGUGCGGGAAGAGCGACGGGAAGUGUUGCCUGAAGUCGCUGAAGGUCUCCUUCCAGGACAUCGGCUGGUCGGACUGGGUCAUCGCCCCCCACAGCUACUACAUGAGGUUCUGCGAGGGCUCCUGCCCCCACAACUACAAGCCGGCCAACAUGCACGCCCAGAUCAAGUCCCGAGUGCAUUCCCUGUCCAAGGCCACCCCCCCUCCCUGCUGUGUCCCUGCUGGGUACGACCCCAUGGUGCUGAUGCACUACGACGGCGAGGGCAGGCUGGUCUCCAGCGUCUUCGAGGACAUGUUGGUCACCAGGUGCCACUGUGCCUGA
Manacus vitellinus (golden-collared manakin) is the source of this 783-nucleotide messenger RNA. It is a transcript of the gene GDF15, whose product is annotated as growth differentiation factor 15. The transcript is spliced from 2 exons. The coding region runs from base 1 to 783 and encodes 260 amino acids. NCBI's taxonomy places the organism in Eukaryota, Metazoa, Chordata, Aves, Passeriformes, Pipridae. Gene Ontology annotation, molecular function: cytokine activity; growth factor activity. The record is from RefSeq and is a predicted model, not a curated record. Gene Ontology annotation, cellular component: extracellular region. Gene Ontology annotation, biological process: SMAD protein signal transduction.